AUGACAACAUUGAAACCGUUACCCGCAGCAAAAGGCAAUGGGCCGAUCUACUACGACGAGGUUCUAGAGGUCUACGGGAUUGAGAAAAUCAAGCCCAAGGGUGAACACACACCACGUGAGGCUCAGGAAGCAUUGAAGAGACAUAUUAGCGACAAAAAAGCCGGGAAAGCCAAAGUGGUUGCGAAAGUUGAUGCUCUUAGUUUUAAGAAGAAGGGCAUGCAUGGCAAUUUCAAAUUGAAGGAGAUUCCCUAUGAUGCAGUGAAGGGCUUUUAUCAAUUUGCGGAAAAACCUAACUUUGUAAUCAUUGGAGUAUUGGGGAAGGAUCUUCCCAAACAAUACAUCGUCCUUGCCGCUCCCAAAGCGGAAAAGUUGGACAGACUCUUCGACGUAAUCCAAACAUCCCAAUGGGCUCCAGGACACAAACUGAACAAGCCAGUCCCUCCGGUGGAUCCUGCUUCGAUCGUUGUUGUUGGAGCAGAAUCAGAGAGUCCGACUUUGCGAACCCAUUCAGAAAGUCCAGUUCCUUCUCGGACUUACGAAAGUCGCAAAUCAAUGUCAUCAGAAUCAUCACCUGUUCUACAGCACCAAAUGUUAGAGUCUCCCACAGAAAUUUCUAAACCCAUAUCUUACCGAUCCAAAACCUCACGAAGUCCAAGCCCGCAACCGAUGCCAUCGCGUGGGAGAACAGAAUCAAGAACUUCAGCAGUCUCCUACGCUUCAAAAUCCACUGUGCCUCCGUCUCUAUCAAGCCACCAUCCUCCAGCUACUCGAUCAAUUUCGAGCUCUUCAUCCUCUUCUGAACCAAAUGCGAUGCAAAAAAGCCGAAGAUCCGUUACCAUAAGCAGAACUGCAAGUAUAACAACUCCAGUUACUUACGAUCCAUCUACCAGAGCCACACCAUCUUCUGUCCUUGUUUCUUAUAAUAGUCCUGUGGAAUGCAAUGAAACCAAAGACCAGUUUGUGGUCUACAGACCGGCGAAGUAUAGGGCCUCUAGGGCUAAGUCAUUUGACUUUGGUGGAGCGGUGGAUCAGAGUCGCAGAAGCUCUAGCUCCGACAGUUCAUCGGACGAAAAGGACACCAAUAAAGCUCAGUCGGGAAUAAAAAAGUCCAAACACACUGGCAAAAAGGACCAGAAACCAAAGCAUAUAUCUGCCCCUUGCAAGUCCAAGAACGAUGAAGAGCAGUUAUCUUCAAAGAUUUACUACUUCCGUGCAAACAGAGAAGAUUUUAGUAGUAGCAACAGUGACAGUGACAGUGACAGCGUGGUUGAAGACAUUUAUAUGGUAAACCGUGUUACUUCAAAACCCCAACCCAAGAAAAGUGUACCAAAGAGGAGGAAUCGGAGAUCCAGCUCCUCUUCGUCGUCGUCGUCGUCCUCCUCCUCCUCUUCGUCAUCUUCGUCGGUAGCACCUUCUCAGAGGUCCAGGGACUCAUCAAUUUACCGCAUAGUGCGCUACUAA
Molecule: messenger RNA, 1461 nt
Organism: Hydatigera taeniaeformis
Lineage: Eukaryota; Metazoa; Platyhelminthes; Cestoda; Cyclophyllidea; Taeniidae
Source: the annotation of a GenBank genome assembly